Molecule: messenger RNA, 4351 nt
Organism: Brienomyrus brachyistius
Lineage: Eukaryota; Metazoa; Chordata; Actinopteri; Osteoglossiformes; Mormyridae
Exons: 14
Coding region: 364-3132 (922 amino acids)
Biological process (GO): protein ubiquitination
Molecular function (GO): zinc ion binding; protein binding; ubiquitin-protein transferase activity
Source: RefSeq, a predicted model, not a curated record
UAUAUGUGAGAAAAUUAAAUAAUUUAAACAAUCCAUUGUCUUUUAACUAUAUAUAUAGUUAAAACAGUACCGUGCUAUAUGCAGGAGGAUGAUGUGGCUCUUUUAAGGAAUUUACACACAAUACCUGUGUGGACACGUCAGGUUUGCUUAUCGGGAAGUAAAAAAACGAGGCACAGUUCAGAUGUCAUAAAAUGUAUUUUUGUUGUUUUAAAUUGAAGAAUGAAAUUGGUGACAUUGUUCAAAUAACAUUGCUGAAGUGUAGCACUUCCAGUAUUUUGUUGUUUUGAACUGCGUAAAAGAACAGAGUAAAAGUGAAAGUAAAUCUCUCAGGAAGCCAUCACUGUGCUGAGAGUCACUGAAGAAAUGGCGGCCAGGUCCUCUGUGCUGGAAGAGGAGCUCACCUGUCCUGUGUGCUACGAAAUCUACAGGGAUCCUGUGGUCCUGAAGUGCAGCCACAGCUUCUGUAAAGUCUGUCUGCAGCAGUACUGGGGAGAGAUUGGCUCUCGGAAAUGUCCAGUUUGCAGGAGAAGGUCUUCAAUGGAUGGUCUUCUCCCUAAUCUGGCCCUGAAGAAUACAUGUGAGGCUUUCUUACAGGACAGAGCUCAGAGAUCUGCAGCAGCUUCUGAUGGUCACUGCCAUCUGCACAAUGAGAAACUCAAGCUCUUCUGUCUGGACGAUCAGACACCUGUGUGCCUUGUCUGUCAGACCUCAGCGAGACAUGAAAACCACAAACUGCGACCCCUAGAGGAAGCUGCAGAGAAGCACAAGGAGGAUCUGAAGUCUGCAAUGAAACCUCUGCAGGAGAAGCUGAGAGCUUUGAAUAAAGUGCAACAAACCUGUAACCAGACAGCAGAACACAUCAAGACUCAAGCCCAGAACACAGAGAGACUGAUAAAGGGGGAGUUUGAGAAACUUCACCAGUUCCUAAAGGAUGAAGAGGCGGCCAGGAUAUCUGCACUGAGGGAGGAAGAAGAGCAGAAGAGUCACAUGAUGAAGGAGAAGAUUGAGAAGAUCACAAACGAGAUAUCAUCCCUCUCAGAAACCAUCAGAGCCUUAGAACAGGAGCUGGGAGCUGAAGACGUCUCGUUCCUACUGAAUUAUCAGGAAACACAGAGAAGAGCCCAGUGCCCAGUGCGGGAUCCAGAGGAGGUCAAAGGAGCCCUGAUUGAUGUGGCCAAACACCUGGGCAACCUGAGCUACAGGGUGUGGGAGAAGAUGCUGGAGAAGAAAGUGGCUAAAUACACUCCUGUGAUUCUGGACCCAAACACAGCAGGUGUCCGUCUGACACUGUCUGAAUAUCUGACUGCUUGUACCUGGAGUAAUAAGAUACAGGAAUAUCCCAAUAACUCAGAGAGGUUUAUAUGGCCCAGUGUGCUGGGAUCUGAGGGAUUCAGCUCAGGGAAACACUGCUGGGAUGUAGAUGUGGGGGAUGGAGUUUCCUGGAGGCUGGGUGCAGUCGAAGAGUCCAUCAACAGGAAAGGUCAUUUCUCUCUCUUCUCAGAAGGGAACGCAUGGAGCAUAGAGCUGCGCAAUGGCAAAUACAGAGCGAUGACCUCACCACCUGCCCUUCUGUCUGUGGAGAGGAAACCCCAGAGGAUCAGAGUGCAGCUGGACUGGGACGGGGGAGAGCUGUCAUUCUCUGAUCCCAGUGAUAACACUCCUCUCUACACUUUCAAGCACACUUUCACUGAGAGGCUGUUUCCAUUCCUUGGUACCUGGGAUUACAGGGUUCCUCUGAAAAUCUGCCCAGUCAAUGUUUCUAUUUGCAUUCUCCUCCAGGAGAAUACCAGAGCAUUCCCAGGCCCGAAACUGAAGCAUUCCCAGCAUGCCCUAGGUCUGCCCCGGGGUUGCCAUUUGGACAUGUCUGAAACAUCUUCCCAGAUUGGAUACGAAACUGUCCAGUUUGUAGGGGAGUCUUCUAUGGAUACUUGUCACAUUGACCUGACUCCGAGAUCGGCGGAAGCUUCUGAAGCUCUCUGCCUUCUGCACGAUGAGAAAUUCAAGCUCUUCUGUCUGGACGAUCAGACACCUGUGUGCGUCGUCUGUCAGACCUCAGAGAAACAUGAAAAUCACAAACUGCGACCCACAGAAGAAGCUGCAGAAAAACACAAGGGGUACCUGAAGUCCGCAUUGAAAUCUCUGCAGGCGAAGCUGACAGAUUUCAAUGAAGUACAACAAACCUGUAUCCAAACAGCAGAACACAUCAAGACUCAAGCCCAGGACACAGAGAGACUGAUAAUGGGGGAGUUUGAGAAACUUCACCAGUUCCUAAAGGAUGAAGAGGCGGCCAGGAUAUCUGCACUGAGGGAGGAAGAGGAGCAGAAGAGUCACAUGAUGAAGGAGAAGAUUGAGAACCUCACAAAAAAGAUAUUAUCCCUCUCAGAAACCAUCAGAGCCUUAGAGCAGGAGCUGGGAGCUGAAGACGUCUCAUUCCUACUGAAAUAUAAGGAAACACAGAGAAGAGCCCAGGGCCCAGUGUGGGAUCCAGAGGAGGUCAAAGGAGCCCUGAUUGAUGUGGCCAAACACCUGGGCAACCUGAGCUACAGGGUGUGGGAGAAGAUGCUGGAGAAAAAAGAGAUUAAAUACACUCAUGUGAUUCUGGACCCAAACACAGCAAAUGUCUGUUUCACACUGUCUGAAGAUCUGACCGCUGUUACCUGGAGUAAUGAGAUACAGGAAUAUCCCAAUAACUCAGAGAGGUUUACAUGGCCCAGUGUGCUGGGAUCUGAGGGAUUCAGCUCAGGGAAACACUGCUGGGAUGUGGAUGUGCAGGAUGGAGUUACCUGGAGGCUGGGUGUGGUCAACGAGUCCAUCAACAGGAAAGGCCUUUCCCCUCUGAUGCCAGAAGGGGGCGUAUGGAGUAUAGAGCUGCGUAAUGGUAAAUACAGAGCAAUGACCUCACCCCCAGUCCCUCUGUCUGUGAGAAGGAAACCCCAGAGGAUCAGAGUGCAGCUGGACUGGGACGGGGGAGAGCUGUCAUUCUCUGAUCCCAGUAAUAACACUUCUCUCUGCAUUUUUAAACAUAUAUUCACUGAGAGGCUGUUUCCAGUCUUCUGUGCCUGGGGUGACUGGCUUAAUCUGAAAAUCUGCCCAGUGGAUGUUUCCAUUAGAGUGGCAGCAGUAAAUCUUUGAGCAUAAAUAUCCUAAUGGCAAAUAUUGUCUGUUCCGUUCAAAAAUCAUAUAUAAUUUCUCUUCAGAAAGCUGAUUCAUGUUUAAUUUUUAAGCCAGAUGUGCACAUAUGUAACAGCAUCACUGCAGUGAAAAAAAUUCAUAAAUCAUUAACAACUGCCUGUAAGUGUUACUGCAGUGUUGGUGCCGUCUGUGUUUAAAAUCGAGUUUAAAGGCCAGCUGGUGUUUGUUACUGUGACAUGCACUGCGAUUGGCCCAUUUUUAACAGCGUGUCAUCAUGGGGCAGAUCACACAGGCUGCCUCACUUCCUGUACAUCAAAUCACUGAAAUGUUUCAAUCUAUUUCUUACGGUAAAAUUUCAAACAGAAAGCUCUAGUGAGAGACAGAUGCUGAACCAGAUGAUUAUAAACCAGAACACAGGCAGUAUAGUACAGUACGAUACAUUCUACAGGGGGAUGGUUCUAAACCCAAAGACAGGCAGUAUAGUACAGUACGAUACAUUCUACAGGGGAAUGGUUCUGAACCAGAACACAGGCAGUAUAGUACAGUAUGGUACAUUCUACAGGGGGACGGUUCUGAACCAAAACACAGGCAGUAUAGUACAGUACGAUACAUUCUACAGGAGGAUGGUUCUGAACCAAAACACAGGCAGUAUAGUACAGUACGAUACAUUCUACAGGAGGAUGGUUCUGAACCAAAACACAGGCAGUAUAGUACAGUACGAAAGAUUCUACAGGAGGAUGGUUCUGAACCAAAACACAGGCAGUAUAGUACAGUACGGUACAUUCUACAGGGGGAUGGUUCUGAACCAAAACACAGGCAGUAUAGUACAGUAUGGUACAUUCUACAGGGGGAUGGUUCUGAACCAGACCCUUUUACGGAAGGUCUGGAUGAUUCCUGGGUGUGUACAAGACGUGUUUAACAGGAAGUAGGAAAUGAAUCACAGUCAAAUUACUAUUUAAACUAGAAAAGAUGCUGACAACGACAAUACAUUCUGCAGACAGCUCUGUCACCCGCCCCCCCCCCCCCCCCCCCCCCAUCAAAUGCGAAAGCCAAUAAACCUCAUUUUACCCAAAUGCUCCGAGUCCUACUUGUGACACAUAACUCUGGCAUUACAACUUUUCAUUUAUUGCACAUUCCACUUACAUGCCAAUUUGCACAAUCUUUCCUCACUAAUUAGGUGUCCUUCUGUAUGCAUUUCUUAAUUCAAUGUCUAAAAAUG